AAGGUGACAUCAUGAGGUGACGCGGGUCGCUGCUAUAAGACCGGAGGGCGCGGCGCUACCACCACAGAAUCUCCCGCCGCGCACCAUGGUCACAAGGGUGGUGCUGUGUACUGUCGCCGCAGCUGUCCUGGUGCUGGGAGCGCCGGAUGCCAGGCAGGCGCCACCGCCCACCCAGCCUACUUUCAACGCCAACGCCACACUGGCGGCCAUGCUGUGGCGGCACAUGAUUGGUCUACAACCUCGGGCGGCCGCCCAAGCCUCCAUGUACUGGCGGCUGAUGUCAGUGGAGGACCCUGAGGGGGCGGCCAAGGCAGCCAUGGAGACUCGCAAGGCCACCGCUGCCGAUCCCGAGGCCAUGACGUACAUGGCUAUACAGUACCAGCGCAUGGCUCCUCGCAGCCUGGAGUACGCCAGGCUUGCUGACACCUACUGGAAGAAGAUGGCUGUGCACGACCCCGAGGUCACGGCCAGAUCAGCGAUGUACUGGAGGAACAACCCAGAGGCUGACAUGUACUGGUAGCCGCCACGCAGGCUGUCCGUCACUCCCGCGUAUGCUGCAGCGGCCCACGGCCAUUCCUAAAUUAAUGGCUUUUUGGCUACAUAACCCCGGCGUCUUCGAGCGACUGAUCACCAAUCAGACUCUCUCUCUCUCUCUCUCUCUCUCUCUCUCUCUCUCUCUCUCUCUCUCUCUCUCUCUCUCUCUCUCUCUCUCUCUCUCUCUCUCUCUCUCUCUCUCUCUCUC
This is a messenger RNA of Scylla paramamosain (green mud crab), 742 nucleotides long. RefSeq lists its product as uncharacterized. The coding region runs from base 86 to 520 and encodes 144 amino acids. NCBI's taxonomy places the organism in Eukaryota, Metazoa, Arthropoda, Malacostraca, Decapoda, Portunidae. The record is from RefSeq and is a predicted model, not a curated record. The transcript has 2 exons.